ACCACCAGCAAAUGGGCUGACCGCCUCCUUCCUGACUUCCAAUUCUUGCCUUCCACCUCAGACUCACCCGACCUCGCCACUUCUACAUCGCCGCCUCCACUCCCUUCCUUUCCCGAGCGCCACGUGUCGGUGCCACUGGACUUCUACCGGGUCCUAGGAGCCGAAUCGCAUUUCCUUGGGGACGGCAUUCGACGAGCCUACGAUGCUAGGGUUUCCAAGCCGCCGCAGUAUGGGUACAGCGACGACGCUUUGAUUAGCCGACGGCAGAUUCUUCAAGCCGCUUGUGAAACCCUGGCUAACCCCAGUUCUAGGGGAGAGUACAAUCAAGGCCUUGCCGAGGAUGAAUUUGAUACCAUUCUCACUCAAGUGCCCUGGGAUAAGGUUCCUGGAGCCUUGUGUGUAUUGCAAGAAGCUGGGGAGACAGAGUUGGUUCUUCAAAUUGGAGGGAGCUUGUUAAGAGAGAGGCUGCCCAAGUCGUUCAAGCAAGACAUAAUUUUGUCAAUGGCACUUGCUUAUGUUGAUUUAUCUAGAGAUGCUAUGGCACUGUCACCUCCGGAUUUUAUCAGAGGUUGUGAGGUGCUUGAGAUGGCGCUCAAACUGCUGCAGGAAGAAGGUGCAAGCAACCUUGCUCCUGACUUGCAAGCACAGAUAGAUGAGACCCUUGAAGAGAUCAGCCCCCGCUGUGUUCUGGAGCUUCUUGGUUUACCACUUGGUGAUGAGUACCAGUCAAAAAGAGGAGAGGGGCUUCUAGGUGUGCGGAAUAUAUUGUGGGCUGUGGGAGGAGGAGGUGCAGCUGCCAUUGCUGGAGGAUUCACUCGUGAAGACUUCAUGAAUGAGGCUUUUCUGCGCAUGACAGCCGCAGAGCAGGUUGAUCUCUUUGCUGCCACGCCAAGCAACAUACCUGCUGAGAGUUUUGAAGUUUAUGGAGUGGCACUUGCCUUGGUUUCUCAAGCCUUCUUAAGCAAAAAACCUCAUCUUAUCCAAGAUGCUGACAACCUUUUUCAGCAACUUCAGCAAACCAAGAUCACAGCUAUAGGGACCUCCUCAUCUGCAUACACUGUCCGAGAAAAUCGCGAAAUAGACUUUGCGCUUGAAAGAGGUCUUUGUUCUCUUCUUGUUGGGGAGGUUGAUGAAUGUCGUGCAUGGCUGGGCUUGGACAAAGAAGACUCACCUUACAGAGAUCCAUCCAUUAUUGACUUUGUGAUAGAACACUCCACGGGUAACCAAGAAGAUGAUCUCCUUCCUGGACUCUGCAAACUGUUGGAGACCUGGUUGAUGGAGGUGGUUUUUCCUCGAUUUAGAGAGACCCAGGAUGUCAGGUUCAAACUUGGAGAUUAUUAUGAUGAUCCAACGGUUUUGAGAUACCUAGAAAGACUGGGAGGUGCUGGACGUUCACCUCUGGCUGCUGCUGCAGCUAUAGCUAGGAUUGGAGCCGAGGCAACUGCUGUGCUUGACAAUGUGAAGGCUAGUGCAAUUCAGGCACUGCAGAAAGUAUUUCCUCUUCGUACUGGGGAAAAGAAUGUCAGACUUUAUGAGGAGAGUGAAAUGAACAGUUAUGAUCUGCCAGUUGCGAGUGAGGAGACUGGAGUUCGUCCUGAUCAAGAUGAUUCCAACAUGUUUGGUGUUCCUCGUUCUAACGGACUACACCAGGAAGAAAUUAUCACUGACAAGAUAAAAGACGCAACUGUUAAGAUCAUGUGUGCUGGUGUGGCAGUUGGUUUGCUGACUUUACUGGGGUUGAGAUUCCUACCAUACCGAAACGACUCUUCCAAUCUACAUAAAGAUGCAGGGACAUCUGUGGCUUCUGAUGUCAUUAAUGUGGGGGCCUCACUAGUUGAAAACACUGAUGAAAUACCACGAAUGGAUGCCAGAUUUGCUGAAAGCCUUGUGCUCAAGUGGCAAAGUGUCAAGUCCCUAGCUCUGGGUCCUGAUCAUUGUCUUGGAAAAUUGUCAGAGGUAUUGGAUGGUCAAAUGCUAAAGAUCUGGACGGACAGAGCUGCAGAAAUAGCUCAGCAUGGCUGGUUCUGGAACUACCAACUUCUCAACCUUAAUAUUGACAGUGUAACUGUAUCAGCUGAUGGUCGCCGUGCUAUUGUGGAAGCAACUCUCGAGGAGUCAGCACAGCUAACUGAUGUUGCUCAUCCCGAGCAUAACGACUCAUAUAGCAUAACCUAUACAACGCGAUAUGAGAUGUCUUGUGCAAAAUCUGGUUGGAAAAUAGUGGACGGAGCUGUGCUCAAGUCAUAAUUCAAUUGUUAAUAAUUUUCCUUGGUGUAAAUGCUAUGUUGUGUACGUUUUGGGGGCUUUGUAUUUAGGUUCACCAUAUUUCUUAAGGGUUUUCCGUCAA
Sesamum indicum (sesame) is the source of this 2347-nucleotide messenger RNA. RefSeq names its product Chaperone DnaJ-domain superfamily protein (gene ARC6). Lineage: Eukaryota; Viridiplantae; Streptophyta; Magnoliopsida; Lamiales; Pedaliaceae. The record is from RefSeq and is a predicted model, not a curated record. Gene Ontology annotation, biological process: chloroplast fission. Gene Ontology annotation, cellular component: chloroplast inner membrane.